Linnemannia hyalina is the source of this 2271-nucleotide messenger RNA. NCBI's taxonomy places the organism in Eukaryota, Fungi, Mortierellomycota, Mortierellomycetes, Mortierellales, Mortierellaceae. The record is from the annotation of a GenBank genome assembly.
AUGAACUUCGAGGAAAUCGAGGACCAGGAUGGAAUCCGCUUCUCCUUCAACGCCUGGCCAGCCUCGCGCAUCGAGGCCACCCGCACCGUCGUCCCCAUCGCCGCACUCUACACCCCUCUCAAAGAACGCGAGGACCUACCCUUGAUUUACUACGAGCCCGUCACCUGCAAACAGCACACCUGCGGUGCCAUCCUCAACCCUUACUGUCAAAUCGAUCCUCGUGGAAAGCUCUGGAUUUGCCCGUUCUGCUUGCACCGCAACCAGUUCCCUGCUCACUACCGCGACAUCUCCAACACCAACCUCCCUGCAGAGUUGCUCGCCAAACACACAACCAUCGAGUACACUUUGGCCAGAAGCGCCCAGGUCCCUCCAAUCUUCUUGUAUGUCGUCGACACCUGCGUUGACGAGGAUGAUCUCAAGGCACUGAAGGACUCGCUUGUUGUCUCCCUGAGUUUGCUCCCUCCGCACGCUCUCGUUGGUUUGAUCACCUACGGCACCAUGACACAAGUCCACGAGUUGGGUUACAGCGAAUGCCCCAAGUCGUAUGUCUUCCGUGGAAACAAGGAUUAUACCAGCAAGCAGAUUCAGGACAUGCUUGGACUCUCUGCCCAGGCUGCUCGACCCCAACAACCCGUUCACCCUGGACAGCCUGCACCCUUCGUUCCCAGCGGCAACUCUCGCUUCUUGCUCCCCGUCCAGCAAUGCGAAUACACUCUCUCAUCUAUCUUGGAGCAGCUUCAGCGUGACCCCUGGCCCGUUGCUACCGAUAAGCGUCCUCAGCGCUGCACAGGUGUUGCCAUGAGUGUUGCUGUCGGACUUUUGGAGGCCACCUACCAGAACAACGGUGGACGCGUUAUGCUCUUUGUCGGGGGUGCUGCUACUGAAGGCCCUGGAAUGGUCGUCGGAACCGAUCUUAAGGAGCCCCUUCGCUCCCAUCACGACAUUGAGAAGGAGAACGUCAAGCACUACAAGAAGGCCUCCAAGUUCUACGAAGGAUUGGCCAAGCGUGCCUCUACGAAUGGACACGUCAUUGAUAUUUUUGCAGGAUGCUUGGAUCAGGUCGGACUCUUAGAGAUGAAGUCCAUGGUCAACUCAACGGGCGGAUUUAUGAUCUUGUCAGAUUCCUUCACCACUUUGAUUUUCAAGCAGAGUUUCCAAAAGAUGUUUGAGAAGGACGCUGAGGGCAACCUCAAGAUGGGCUUCAACGCCACCUUGGCCGUUCAGACCACGAAGGAGUUGAAGAUUUGCGGACUGAUUGGACACGCAGUGUCGGCGAACAAGAAGACUGCCUCUGUUGGAGAGACGGAGAUCGGAAUCGGCAACACGUCGGCAUGGAAGAUGUGCAGUGUUACUCCAAAGACGACAAACGGUAUCUACUUCGAGGUUGUCAACCAGCAGGGCCAGUCUCUUCAACCCGGCUCUCGUGGCCUUAUCCAGUUUGUCACCCACUACCAGCACUCCAGCGGCCACUUCAAGCUCCGCGUCACCACCGUUGCUCGCAGCUGGGCUGAGGGUAACAGCCCCAUUAUCGGUCAGUCGUUUGACCAAGAGACUGCCGCUGUUCUGAUGGCCCGUAUUGCCGUUUUCAAGGCCGAGAUUGACGAUGGUCCCGAUGUUUUGCGCUGGUUGGACAGGAUGUUGAUUCGUCUCUGCCAAAAGUUUGCCGACUACCGCAAGGACGAACCUCAGUCUUUCCGCCUCACUGAGAACUUCUCGAUCUACCCCCAGUUCAUGUUCCAUCUCCGUCGCUCCCAGUUCUUGCAGGUCUUCAACAACUCUCCUGACGAGACUGCCUACAACCGUCACAUCUUGAACCGCGAGGACGUCAACAAUUCGCUGAUCAUGAUCCAGCCUACGCUCAUGUCGUACGGCUUCGAUGGCGAGCCCCAGCCCGUUUUGUUGGACAGUGUUUCUGUCAAACCCGACUCAAUCUUGCUCUUGGACACCUUCUUCUACAUCUUGAUCUUCCACGGAGAGACCAUUGCCGCCUGGAGAAAGGCAGGAUACCAGGACCAGCCCGGAUAUGAGAAUUUCAAGGAGCUCCUGGAGGCGCCAGUGGUCAGUUCUCAGGAGUUGUUGACAGAAAGAUUCCCCAUUCCCCGUUAUAUUGUCUGUGACCAGAACGGAUCCCAGGCCCGUUUCUUGUUGUCCAAGUUGAACCCCUCGACCACCCAUGUCUCUGGAGGACAGUAUGGUGGCCCACCUGCUGGUCAGGCCAUCUUUACCGAUGAUGUUUCACUCCAGGUCUUCAUGGAGUACCUCAAGAAGUAA